UGUCCACGCAAGGUGCGCUCACUGCAGGAGGAGAGGCGCAACAAGACAGGGACCGGCCACUUUGUUUCGCUUUGUCGUGCUGUUUAACAUUUUGUUUAUAAUUGGGAAAAUUACAAUUGGAAAUGUUUCUACAACAUUUCACUCACUCAAAUCGUUUUAGCGCCAGAGUUGGAGUGAAGGAUAGUCCGCUGUUCGUUUGAGGAGUUUCUGUGGAUCUGGGAAGAUAAUGUGAGGUACACCAAACAUCAAAUUUGACUGCAAUAUCCUCCCCCAGACACAGCCAUGAAAUCUGUGCUUGAUGGUGUGGCAGACACCACCUUCCGGACUAUCACCUCGGGUUUGCAAUAUCUGGGCUCCAACGACGCCAAGUAUGACGACCCCACCAUCCACGCCGACUUCAUUAAGGGCGCCUUCGGUAUGCAGAAACCCUCGUCCGCCUUCCGCAGCCACACGUUCCCCGACAAAGUACCUGCGGAUGAAGAUCUCAUCCUCAAGGGCAUGUUGCCCUACCCUACCAACGCCACGGAGCUCCUUGGCAACAGGAGCGCCUUCGGCGAGGAUGGCGACACCAUGCGCUGCAGCGAGAACUUCAUGGACAUGGAGUGCUUCAUGAUCCUGACGCCCAGCCAGCAGCUGGCCGUGGCCGUCAUGUCUCUGACGCUGGGCACCUUCACCGUUCUGGAGAACCUGGUGGUGCUCUGCGUCAUCUUCCAGUCCCGCACCCUCCGCUGCCGGCCCUCCUACCACUUCAUCGGCAGCCUGGCCGUGGCCGACCUGCUGGGCAGCGUCAUCUUCGUCUACAGCUUCCUGGACUUCCACGUGUUCCACCGGAAGGACAGCACCAACGUGUUCCUCUUCAAGCUGGGCGGGGUCAUCGCCUCCUUCACGGCCUCCGUGGGGAGCCUGUUCCUUACGGCCAUCGACCGCUACAUCUCCAUCCACCGGCCGCUGUCCUACCGGCGCAUCGUGACGCGCACCAAGGCGGUGAUCGCCUUCUGCGUGAUGUGGACCAUCUCCAUCGUCAUCGCCGUGCUGCCCCUGCUGGGCUGGAACUGCAAGCGGCUCAACACCGUGUGCUCCAACAUCUUCCCCCUGAUCGACAAGAACUACCUGAUGUUCUGGAUCGGCGUGACCAGCGUGCUGGUGCUCUUCAUCAUCUACGCCUACAUGUUCAUCCUGUGGAAGGCGCACAACCACGCCGUGCGCAUGCUGAGCCGCAGCUCCCAGAAGAGCCUGGUGGUGUACUCGGCCGACGGGACUAAGGUGCAGAGCACCCGGCCCGAGCAGACCCGCAUGGACAUCCGGCUGGCCAAGACGCUGGUGCUCAUCCUGGCCGUGCUGGUGAUCUGCUGGGGGCCCGUGCUGGCCAUCAUGGUGUACGACCUCUUCUGGAAGAUGGACGACGACUUUAAGACGGUGUUUGCGUUUGCCACCAUGCUGUGCCUGCUCAACUCCAUGGUCAACCCGGUGAUCUACGCGCUGAGGAGCAAGGACCUGCGCCACGCCUUCCUCAGCUCCUGCCACGCCUGCAGGGGCACCGGGCAGCAGCUGGACAACAGCCUGGAGUCCGACUGCCAGAGCCGCAACACACACUUGGCCGCCCACAGGGCGGCCGAGAGUUGCGUGAAGAGCACUGUGAAAAUAGCCAAAGUGACCAUCUCGGUGUCGAGUGAGACUUCCGCCGCACCUGUCUAGUCGGGCUCUCUGAUGGGAUGUAUGGGUGAAGGGUGGUCGGCACCUCCAACCAUUGAGGCAUUGAGCACGCACUUAGAAAAGAACGAUCCAGAAGAAAGGUUUGACAGAAUUUCCUCUCCUGCGUCUAGCUAUAGUGGUGAACUAAUUAUUUAUGUUAUGUUAAUGUGCCAGUGUAUUGUGUAGUGUUUCAGUGCCAAAGUGCCAAAUGGUAGUGAGAGGAAUUGGUAAGGACGGAGGAUAUGAAGAACUACAAGACAACCAUUAGUCUUUUUCUACCACAGACGUCAUGGAUUCCGAUUAAUGAAGGCAUAUUAUAUUUUUGUAUUGUAAAUUCUAAAUCAAUAUAUCUUCAUUUAUGGGAUAAGGGGCUACUGACAUUUUUAUUCGUGGAUAUUCGAUUCUGUCACUCAUGUCGAUGUGCACAAGAAGGAGAGCAGAUUAUUGCCCCUUGUUGCUUGAGGAUAUGUGAGAGUCAUAUCAUUUCUUGGGAAAAACGACAAC
Molecule: messenger RNA, 2196 nt
Organism: Gadus chalcogrammus (walleye pollock)
Lineage: Eukaryota; Metazoa; Chordata; Actinopteri; Gadiformes; Gadidae
Product: cannabinoid receptor type 1A
Exons: 2
Coding region: 283-1695 (470 amino acids)
Biological process (GO): G protein-coupled receptor signaling pathway
Cellular component (GO): membrane
Molecular function (GO): cannabinoid receptor activity
Source: RefSeq, a predicted model, not a curated record